Messenger RNA from Otolemur garnettii (small-eared galago), 5837 nucleotides. RefSeq names its product nuclear casein kinase and cyclin dependent kinase substrate 1 (gene NUCKS1). Gene Ontology annotation, cellular component: cytoplasm. Gene Ontology annotation, biological process: interstrand cross-link repair; double-strand break repair via homologous recombination. The record is from RefSeq and is a predicted model, not a curated record. Gene Ontology annotation, molecular function: single-stranded DNA binding; double-stranded DNA binding. The transcript has 5 exons. Lineage: Eukaryota; Metazoa; Chordata; Mammalia; Primates; Galagidae. The annotation marks the transcript as partial.
UUGAAAAUAUUCUGUUUAGAUGAAGAUUAUGGAAGAGAUUCGGGCCCUCCAGCUAAGAAAAUUCGAUCAUCUCCCCGGGAAGCUAAAAACAAGAGGCGAUCUGGGAAGAAUUCACAAGAAGAUAGUGAGGACUCAGAAGAGAAAGAUGUGAAGACCAAGAAGGAUGAUUCUCAUUCAGCAGAGGACAGUGACGAUGAAAAAGAAGAUCACAAAAAUGUGCGCCAGCAACGGCAGGCGGCAUCCAAAGCAGCUUCUAAACAGAGGGAGAUGCUCAUGGAAGAUGUGGGCAGUGAGGAGGAACAAGAAGAAGAGGAUGAGGCACCAUUCCAGGAAAAAGAUUCCGGCAGUGAUGAAGAUUUCCUAAUGGAAGACGAUGAUGAUAGUGACUAUGGCAGUUCAAAAAAGAAAAACAAAAAGAUGGUUAAGAAGUCAAAACCUGAGAGAAAAGAAAAGAAAAUGCCCAAACCCAGGCUAAAGGCUACAGUGACACCAAGUCCAGUGAAAGGUAAAGGGAAAGUGGGUCGCCCCACAGCUUCAAAGGCAUCAAAGGAAAAGACUCCUUCUCCCAAAGAAGAUGAUGAGGAACCAGAAAGCCCUCCAGAAAAGAAAACAUCCGCAAGCCCCCCACCUGAGAAGUCUGGGGAUGAAGGGUCUGAAGAUGAAGCCCAGUCUGGGGAGGAUUAAAAGUGAUGAUGGUUUGGGGAAAGAUUUUAUUAAAAAAAAAGGAAAAAAAAAAAAGAAAAAAGAGGGAGAAAAAAAGAACCUACUUAAGAUAGAACAUGGUUUUGGCUAUGGCUUGACUCAUGGGCUUUCAUUAUUUUUUUUCAUUUGUUAAAAGUAACAUUUUCUCUCUUGCUUGCUUUCUCUCUUUCUCUUUUUUUAAAGAGAACCAUUGUAUGUUUAAGUUACCUUUUUGUCUGUUGGUCUCUUUACCGCCACCAUCCCUUUCCCAAUGAAAGCCAUGUCAAAUUAAUCACUGGAUUAACUGCUUCAUCUUUUCAUUUUAAUGGAAGGUAUGCCACAAUUGUAAAGCAAUAAGAUUUGAGGUGAACACUAUGGAAACUGCUUUUUGCUAAAUGAUGGCAAGUUGAAUAGUAAUCCAAAAAUGUAGAGAGGUUUUGAUUGCUUCAUUCUCUACUUGGACUUUUAAAAAUUAAUUGUCAUCUAAUACUGAGUUUAUAUGUCUAAAUACACAAGUAUAAAUGUCUAAAAAAAUUCAUGACUUUAAACUUCCACUGAUGAAGCAGGUAGGAGAUAAAAGAUGAAUUCUGAAUUGUUACUAAAAGUACUCAUAUUUUUUACCUUGAAGGGAGGGUGGGGAAUGGGGUUACCUGACCUUAUUUGAGGGUGUGCGUUUUCUUUUUUAUUUCAUCAUUUGUUAUCUCAAAGAGACUCGGAGCCAGUGAUCCUUUUAUUCUGCAACAGUCUUUAGGAGCUUAAAAACAAAAAAAAAACAAACAAAAAAACACAGGGGGCCGCCAAAACCAAAAUCACUCUUGAUUUCAUAUUUCUUUUUCUGAUGGUUCAUGUUUUAAAAAUACAUAUGUAUCCUGGUUUUUAAUUUUUUUGAUGAAAUUUUACCAAGGAUCCCUCCAAAAUAAAACCAUCCUAGAAUUUAAUUGGCAAGAUCAAUCUACACACUGCAAUGGAUUUUUUUUUUCAGACUGACAAUGUUUAGGUUUUAAGCAAAUAAAGUUCCAGUUAAUGUGAAACUGAGUUACAAAGAGUUGAGAUUUUUCCUUUAUGAUAAAAGAAUUAAGAUUCUUUUAUGCUAUAAAUGUGUGUUCAGAUUCCAUGAACCAUGCUCUGCCUUUAUUCGGGAAUAGAACGUUUUCUUUUCCAUAUUCUAAUCUUCCCAUUUCUUCAUGGAAACACAGUAGGAAGUAUGUCUUUCCACUUUCUGCUGCUACAUAAGACACCACUGAGCACUCUACCCCCAGUGCCUGCCAGCUCUACUAUAGGACACUAUUUUCCUGGCUCUUAUUCUUCACUUCCCAUUCUGUCCUUCAUUGGGAGUAUGUUAAAUGCUGCUCCCAUACUAGUUUGCUCUUCUUGUCUUUUAGUUGUUCCCAACUCCCUGCUUACUGCUCAUAUUGCUCAAAGCAGGAGACUGGGACUCAGCAGGACUAGAGAAUCCAUGCAUUUUAGAGGCCUGUGUGCAGUUGAUAACAGACAUCUUACUUGCCUUAUGAAAGCAGUCAGGAGAUAGAUCUAUAGGUUUGAACCUCUGCAUCCUGACACCAUGAGCUAAUGGAAGCAAGGUUCUAGAGUUCUAGUAUGCUUAUAAAUUGAAAAAUUAGUGAAAUUUAACUUAUGCCUUUUUCCUGCCUUUUAAUCUAGAUUUACAUCCUUAACAUCCUACUUCAUGGGUUUUUUUUUCUGCCUUUUAAGUGACAACUUACUUUUCUCAGACAACAUGGCUUCCUUGCAAGUGUUGCUAGGACUAAAGAUUGUUUAGGGAAUAUUUCUACUCUUGAUUUUUAAGACACUUUAAGGAACAUUCUUACUGUAUCUUUACACACCCUGUGGCAGAGUCAUUUCACUGUUGCACUAUGUGUUAAAGCAUGAAUAAGGAGUUUUUUAACAUGGCCAAAAAUACAGGACGUGAACAUAAGUAGCAACUGGAUUAUUCUCUUUCAUGAUGGUGAAAUUCAUAGUUGUGAACUUUGUAAAAAGGGUGUUAAAGAUUAAUCUAUUUGCUCAAGUAGGGUUGUUCAGGUAUCCAUCAAUUUUUAACAAAAGGUUUAAAUUCAUAUAGUAAAGGACCUAUCAGUGUUUCCACCAUGCACUUCGAUUUUUUAGGAGUUUAUGAUUUUGUCUUACAUUCCUAGUAACAUUUGGGCUUUUCUUAGGUUAUAUUUCAUGAAGAUGGGAGAAGGGAGACUUAAAACUUCAGUCUCAAAUUUUUUUGUGUGACAUUAAUCUGCACUAACAUCUCUGUGAUAUAUGCACUUCUUUGAGAGGUAAUCAUGUCUUGUAGAUUACUUGCGUGCAUUUAAUUGAGUUUCUUGUUCGGGGUCCCUUUUAAAACUCAUUAGAUUGAAAUAUGUAUUCUGUAUUUCUAAUAGACUAGACAGGAGGAUCUGUGUCCCCAAGUGAGACAGGCUCUGAAGAACCUUUGUUUUCUCCACUUUUUAUUGAUUUAAAACACUCUAGUCUUCCCUUAAAUCAUGCAUGCAAGUAGGUGGAUGGUUGUGAUGACUCAAACUGGAAACAGGUGCUCAAUAGUCAGGCUUGAUAGUGAUGUGAGGACAGAUUAGGAGCUGCAAGCCAAUAGGGACUGGCCAUUGGCACCACCUUUGACUAAACAUCCUCUUUUUUUCUAGCGUGCCUAUGGUGAAAUGGCAAUAGCGUUCACUGUCUUAUUUUGCAGUGCUCAGGAAGUGGGAUGUUAACUUUGAAGGUGCUCGUUUGUGUUAUUUGAAUUCUCUACGUGGCUCUGCUAGGUUUACCUCUACAACAUAGAUUUCGGCAAUUAUGCUGAAUGACACUACAUCCUAAAACUUAAGUUCUUUUUACCAGACACCCCCCCUCACCCCCAGCUAGACAUGGCUAGUUGACAAAUUAAUCUGUCAACUUGCUGCUGCUGUUAGUCCUCAACCUCAGAUCAGAGUCAAUGGAGUGGGCCCAAAGAAUACAUUUUCAUUUCAGUAAAUGUAGGUCAGUUUCUCCUGCUUUCUCAAACAUCUCCCCCUUUUAUAAUUCCACUCCAUAUUGAUUCCAUAAAGGAAAAUAAGGGUGUUUCUUCCUUUAGGGAGGUAAUGAGUGGAAAUCUUUUAAUAUUGAGGAAUAGUAGUUGAUUUCCUUUGAAGGAGCUUGGAUGUUGGGUUUUUUUGUUUUGUUUGUUUUUUCACAAUAACUGGUUUGCCCCAGUUCAAUCCUCAGUUUAAUGCUUAUUCUUGGUACUGGUUCAAAUAGCAUUUUCUUAACAAAUCAAGAAUGGAAUUGGAGGUUAUACUCCAGUAAAGUUUGUGACACUUGUGCAUAUGGUCAGCUAGUCUGAACUUGACACGUUUUUCUUAAUAGGGAUAGUACUUUUUGUUAAACAGUUUAGGAGUUGUUCUGAGAGUGUUAGAAAGGCAAGAGCAGAAUUUAAUACCAGGAGCAACAGGGAAAGCUUUACAAAAGGUCGUGUGGCCAUUGUUGCUGUUUUGAAGAAUGAGUGCCGGUUUUGAACAGUUAUUUCUUUGCCUGUGUCACCAACAGCUGCGCUGAAAAGGAAAAACUUUAACCUUAGGAGUUUGGAAAGGAAGAAACCUGACCUGGUUUUAAUGGCAUUUAGGCUGAUACAGUACACAUUUCUUGCUGCCAGAUAGGGAAAAUGUAACAAGCUGAUUGCUCUCAAUUAGAAAAUUGUCCAUUUCUCUGUGGAUGAAUUUGAGUUUACUUGAAAAUAGAGAACUAGUUUAUUGUUUGAAUAUUGGGACAUCAAGCUAUUUACAGUAAAGUUUCAGUUUCAACUCAUUUUCCCUUUGUCUUGGAUGAACUCAAUACAACAUGAUUCCUUUUGAAUUCUGAAUCCAUAAGUUACAUUUUUUUCAAAGCCUAAUUCACAAAAUUCGCAGUGGUGCUGACUGUGUAAUAACCACUAUUGGGAAAAAUCCCGUAAACCUGCCUGUUGCCAUGCCAGUGGAGUGACUGAACUGGUGACAUCUGUUGGAGCAUGCUUUGUGUGGCUGGUAGGAUGCCACAGUGUGCAUACACUUUGUACAUCAGGGGUGAAGGGAGGGUUUUCUAGAUUAUUGGGGGAGGGUAAAAUUGGGAUUUCUUUUUGUUGUUCCUUUUUUGAUGGGGUGUGGGGGUAUAGUACUCAGCUUAUGCCCUAAAAUAACAUGUAUAAAACCCCCUGAAUAUUGUGUGGGUGUGUGUGUGAGUGUGUGUUUGUAUACGUCUGGCAAUUAAACCUUUGUCUUCUGGAACUUAGUGAAUUCUUUUCUUUUUUUCCUCCAGAAGUAUUUGUUACAAGAUUUGUAAAUAAGAGCUCUACUUAGUUUGUUUACCAUGAACGUGUUGCAGCAAACCUUAUACACCUAAUCCCUGCAAGAGUUACAGAAAGACUUUAAGACUUGCCAGGUUAAGUAACAGCCGAGUUCUCAGUAAUUGUUUGCCUUGAUUUAUCUUUUAUUUUGCCAGCUCUAAAGUUCCCAGUCUUCCUUGAUUUUAGUUCUUAAUCUUUCAUAUUCUGAGCAGGAAGGGUAAAAGAGGAACCUGCUUAAAUGUAUUAGUUGAUAGGCUAAGACCGAGGCAUCUCUUUCUUCAUCCUGCAAUGUUGCUAGAUACAUGAUCAGACACCAGAGGGUUGGGCAUUCUUGCAAUACCUUAACAGUGCUGAAAUCUGCAGCAUGGUACUAAGGAAGUUAAAGUUUGAAUGUAACCACUUUAUUUAAAAGGUUUUUUUCUUUAAUUUAAAUAAAAUGGGGUUGAAGUGAACAUGAUUUUGUUGACCAUGUUCGUGAAUUAUAGAUGCAACAUGCAUUGGUAGAAUCGUGUGAUGGUCUUUUGUGAUACAUAAUUUUUACAUAUCCCAGUCUCUGUAUGUAUCUGCAUAGACAAAGAAAAAAACUCCUGCUUUGCUUUCAUUGAAGGGUUUCCAGGACUGCGUGUCUGCUCCUGAGCUCUGUUUUAAGUAUGUGUAUCCUUUGCUUGUAUUUUGUAUUAAAAAAAUAAGAAAAAGAACCCUUUAUUGUUGAGCAUGUUGGCAUUGUCCCCUUUAUUUUUUUCUCUUUUUGGGACAUAUGAAGCAAGUAAUUCUUUUUCUGUAUCUUUUUUCUUUUGUAAACCUUUUUUUUGUUUUGUUUUGUUUAAAAAUGGCUUUAUAAAAGGGCUUUUAUAACCCA